Messenger RNA from Ustilaginoidea virens, 945 nucleotides. RefSeq lists its product as uncharacterized. The record is from RefSeq and is a predicted model, not a curated record. The transcript is spliced from 3 exons. The coding region runs from base 1 to 945 and encodes 314 amino acids. NCBI's taxonomy places the organism in Eukaryota, Fungi, Ascomycota, Sordariomycetes, Hypocreales, Clavicipitaceae.
AUGGCUCCCUCCAGCCAAAAGGCCAACUACCGGACCUACGAGGCGCAGGCCCGUAUGGUGAGGGCCAUUGUUGCCGCCCACCCAGAGGUUAAAUGGAACUACAAAGAAAUCGCGUCUUGCUACGGAUCAGACAUGACUGAGCAUGCUCUCAACCACCGGUUCCGCAAAACCAAAGCCCACGCGGUCAUCAUCAAGGAGGGCCGUGCUCUAGGCUUUGACAUGAAGAAUCUGUCUGUGGACGAGAAUGAGUUGCCGACGACUAAAGAGGCAGUCGAUAAGAACAACAUUGCCAAGUACUUUGGCCAGUCCACCGCCGACGGAAUGCAAUUCCAGUUCCGCAGCAUCAAAAAGGACGCCGAGCACAUACGAGCCGUCGAAGCCUCUGGCGGCGACGUAGCCAACUGCCUCCCCCUGUCCAGCAGUGCCUUGAACACGCCCUCGAAACCCAAGGCACCAGCUCGCGCAACCCCCACCACCGGAACCGCCCGCAAGCGACAGCGCGUCGAAAUCAAGCGCUCGUCCUCGGACGAAGAGGCCCUAGACACAGAGGACCACUCCGAAAAGGACGACACCCCGUCCAAGAGACCGUCCAAGCACCCGCAGAUUCCCAACAGGGACUGCACCCCUUCCCGCCGGGCUGCAUCCAAAGCCAGCGCCACCAUCGCCAGGCUCUCCGCCCGAUUGGAAAGAGAAAACACAUCUGACGGGGAUGGCGCCGAGGAGAAUGAUCGGCCCUACCACUCCAUCUUUGGGGACAGCGACGUGAAACCCGUCGUAUGCAACGGGCGCAUCCAAUCCGACGGCCCCGCAGCAUAUGGGCACGGGCACGCCCCCGGCGUUGCUGCGCUUGCAAACACGUCUCCCGAUCCGUUCAUGUUUGCUGCGUACGCCGACAGCUUCUACCGCCCGGGUGAGACGGGGGACUACGGCGAUGGAGAAAUCUGA